Messenger RNA from Plodia interpunctella (Indianmeal moth), 1464 nucleotides. RefSeq names its product actin, muscle (gene A1). Gene Ontology annotation, biological process: mitotic cytokinesis. The transcript has a single exon. The record is from RefSeq and is a predicted model, not a curated record. Bases 21 to 1151 code for a protein of 376 amino acids. Lineage: Eukaryota; Metazoa; Arthropoda; Insecta; Lepidoptera; Pyralidae.
AAUCACACAAACCCGCCAAGAUGUGCGACGAUGAUGUUGCUGCGCUUGUAGUCGACAAUGGCUCCGGCAUGUGCAAGGCCGGUUUCGCCGGCGACGACGCGCCCCGUGCCGUCUUCCCGUCCAUCGUGGGUCGCCCUCGUCACCAGGGUGUCAUGGUCGGUAUGGGUCAGAAGGACUCCUACGUAGGCGACGAGGCCCAGAGCAAGAGAGGUAUCCUGACCCUCAAAUACCCCAUCGAGCACGGAAUCAUCACCAACUGGGAUGACAUGGAGAAGAUCUGGCACCACACCUUCUACAAUGAGCUGCGUGUCGCCCCCGAGGAGCACCCAGUCCUCCUGACUGAGGCCCCCCUGAACCCCAAGGCCAACAGGGAGAAGAUGACCCAGAUCAUGUUUGAGACCUUCAACUCCCCGGCUAUGUAUGUUGCCAUCCAGGCCGUACUUUCCCUGUACGCCUCCGGUCGUACCACCGGUAUCGUGCUGGACUCCGGAGAUGGUGUGUCCCACACUGUCCCCAUCUACGAAGGUUACGCCCUGCCCCACGCCAUCCUCCGUCUGGACCUGGCUGGUCGUGACUUGACCGACUACCUCAUGAAGAUCCUCACCGAGAGGGGUUACUCUUUCACAACCACCGCUGAGAGGGAAAUCGUUCGUGACAUCAAGGAGAAGCUCUGCUAUGUCGCCCUGGACUUCGAGCAGGAAAUGGCCACCGCUGCCGCCUCCACCUCCCUGGAGAAGUCGUACGAACUUCCCGACGGUCAGGUCAUCACCAUCGGUAACGAGAGGUUCCGUUGCCCUGAAGCCCUCUUCCAGCCUUCCUUCCUGGGUAUGGAAUCGUGCGGCAUCCACGAGACCGUGUACAACUCCAUCAUGAAGUGCGACGUUGAUAUCCGUAAGGACCUGUACGCCAACACCGUUAUGUCUGGUGGUACCACCAUGUACCCCGGUAUCGCCGACAGGAUGCAGAAGGAAAUCACCGCCCUCGCUCCCUCCACCAUCAAGAUCAAGAUCAUCGCUCCCCCCGAGAGGAAGUACUCCGUAUGGAUCGGUGGAUCCAUCCUGGCUUCCCUGUCCACCUUCCAACAGAUGUGGAUCUCCAAGGAGGAAUACGACGAGUCCGGCCCUGGCAUUGUCCACCGCAAGUGCUUCUAAGCGUGCUGUUGAUUGCGCAACUGUUGCUGCAACUGCUGCUGCGGCUGCGUGAUAGUGCUGUGUUGUGGUGUCUCGUUCCGAGUGCGUGACGCAAGCAUUUUGUACGUUGUACGUAGUGAUACCUGACAGAACUGAACAUCUAAAUAUAACGCCAUCUAUUGUAAUGUAAUUUAUUUGUAAAAUUUAUAUAAAUUUAAUUUCUUUUUUAUUUUUAUUAUAUACAACGGGAUCGUUAUGGAUCUCAACGCCAAUGUAAUUAAUAAAUAAACGGUUAAUUUAUUUAUUUUAAUUACAUCAUUUCUUUUUAUACUUA